Molecule: messenger RNA, 1309 nt
Organism: Doryrhamphus excisus (bluestripe pipefish)
Lineage: Eukaryota; Metazoa; Chordata; Actinopteri; Syngnathiformes; Syngnathidae
Gene: rnf151
Product: ring finger protein 151
Molecular function (GO): zinc ion binding
Source: RefSeq, a predicted model, not a curated record
CCAAUUGGAAGUAGUUUACCAGAUCAAAUGCCAUUAAAUAUUUUUAAAUAAUUGAUCAACUCGCCGUAGGCCUACGAUAAUGGACGUACAAAGUUUGCUUGAUGCUAGAACAGCAAGGAAGGGGCUCUCUCUAACAAUGGGGGCGGCCAUUUUUUAUUGUUGGCAUUUGUUUACAUUGCUCUCACAUGGGUUCCUCUGUCACGUUUUGUCCGGAAUGUUCACGUAUGAGUGUUUUGUAUCGAUAACACGAGGGGUGUGCUCUGUGAGAUGUUAAUGGGCCGAUAUGGCGUAAAGUUGCUCCGAGAGGGAAUGGAAACACAACAACCUACAGGGGAACAAAAUGGCGGACGCGGAGGUGUCAUCCCAAAGUGGAGGCUAUGACGUGGAAUUAUUUGUGGAGACACCAGACUAUGAUCUCAUCUGCACCAUAUGCCAGGGGGUGCUUCGUUGUCCUGUCCGAGCAGCGUGCCACCACAUUUUCUGCAAGAAAUGCAUUUUACAAUGGCUCAAGAGACAGGAGACUUGCCCUUGCUGCAGAAAGCCAAUUAACGCAUGCAUGAUCUUUGUCAUGUUCAAACUCAGCAAGUCAAUCGGGCGCAUGAAGAUAAAGUUGUGUGUGUGUGCUCUUCUACAGUGUAAGAAUGAGAUCCGUGGUUGUGCAGUGACAUUCCCCCUGUCAGAGCAGUACUGCCACAGCAUGAGCUGCUUGUACGAGCUCAUCCCUUGCCCCUAUCAAGGCUGCCGCGCUCAGCUCCUUCGCCGCGACCUAGACGCUCACUCGCGUCACUGCGAGCAUUGGCGCCAGCCCUGCCACAUGGGCUGCGGCACCAUGCUCUCCCACCGCACUCGGGCUCAGCACAACUGUUACAUGCAGCUGAAGCAGCAGUAUGAGGCCCGGCGCAGGAACCACGGGGCCAUCGCCGCCGCCCUGCAGAAGAAGAUGAGGAGAAUGCAGAGCACAAUGACCCACAUGAAGCGGCAGAUAGGGUUGAUAUGCGAGAGCCUGGAGGUGAUGGAUGACCUAAACGAGGUGGAAGAGGACUUGGGUGAGGGCAGCUCCAGCUCCACUGGGACGUCUGGUAGCGAUGGCAACAUCUGAGAGAAGAAUACAGGCCUCUCUAUUUGUACAUGUGUUCAUUUCAUUGAUGAUGUGUGCUGGAAAAUGCAGGCAUCAUCACAUUAUAUGGAGGGAUUGUGCUGUUUUACAUAUUUAUAUUGUAAAUAUAAUAUAUAUAAUAAAUUACAAAUUGAUUGGUUUAUCUCAAUUGAUUGGUUUAUCUCAAAACAGAAUUAGUAAAAAAUUGGCAGU